This is a messenger RNA of Mucor mucedo, 1678 nucleotides long. RefSeq lists its product as uncharacterized. Gene Ontology annotation, molecular function: long-chain fatty acid-CoA ligase activity. The transcript is spliced from 11 exons. The record is from RefSeq and is a predicted model, not a curated record. NCBI's taxonomy places the organism in Eukaryota, Fungi, Mucoromycota, Mucoromycetes, Mucorales, Mucoraceae. Bases 14 to 1678 code for a protein of 554 amino acids. Gene Ontology annotation, cellular component: membrane; endoplasmic reticulum.
AUUCUUUAAAAUUAUGCCUGUAGAAUUAAACACGCUUAGUUAUCUCUUGUUAACCUCGAUUUUUAGUGCUGCUUCUGCCGUUGCUAUAAAGAAUGGUCGCCAUUCCGACGUUCAUCCACUUGUCUUGAACAGCCAAGGUUCCUUCUCUCCACUGCGCUAUGCAGGAGAAAGUGCAAUCAUCAAAUCAAAAAUGUAUACACACUCUACGCUUUUUUCCAACAAUCAAACCAUACACACCCUAUCUCAAUUAUAUGAAGUGGCUUUCUUGAAGCAUAAAACAAACACUUUCAUCCUUUCCGGCCAAACAGUCUGUAGUCGUUAUGGUGGUUCAUUGAAAUCAAUUCAGUCCAUAUUUUCUGGCCUUGUAAACAUUGCAAACUUGGUUCCAUGUUCAGAUAAAGAAUCUUCCUUUGUAGGCAUUUACGCAUCCACUUCACCAGACGCAUUUAUGACCGAAAUAGCUUGUCAUUGGGGUGGACUCGUGACCAUCCCCAUUGCCGCUCAGGCUACCUCUUCCCACUUGCUACAUGUGAUUCGCAAUACCUCCUUGACCGUCUUGGUCAUUGACGCUUCCCAUUUAGACUUUGCCUUACAUUUAAUCGAAGCCUCCACCGUCAAGCAUCUCAUUGUUCUUGGAAACCAUCCACAAGAACAACGCGAGUAUUUUGGUAUACGUGUCUCUAGUUUUGAUUAUCUGAAAAAAGUGGGGUUAGAAGCCCUUAUCGAAACGUCAGAUCAAACAUCGUCGGAUACAAUGGCAAGCAUUUAUUACAGUAGUAAUCCCAAAAAUAAUAUCAUAUUGGAUAACAAGGACGAUCAAAACGCACUAGGUGUUGUAUUAACACAUCGGAAUAUGAUUUCCGCCUUAUCAAGCUAUGCGGCUCAUCUCCCAGCAAGUCACAGAAUUACAUCAAAAGAUAGAUUUAUGCAUGGUUUUGCUAUAGAUAAUGUGCUUGGAUACAUACUGGGAGCCUUGUGCACCUUUAUGGGCGCCACACUUUCGUUUGAAGACAAGAUUCCCUAUAACGACUUUCACCUCAAUGUUGAAAACGUACUCUCUACCAUCAAGGGAUUUAGACCCACCAUCUAUGCAAGUGGUGCACCCUUUUUAAAACAGGUACGGAUACUGAUUGCCAACAAGUAUGGAAACUCUUUUAUCUACCAACGUGGGUUAAAAAGAAAAGACCGCUAUCAUCGUGAAGGAAGACUGGUGUCGGAUUGCAUUUACGAUAUGCUUGUUUUUCGAGAUAUCCGACAACGCAUGUUUGGUGGAAACAUUCGUUUGCUCUUAAUUGAUGACGAUCAAAACAUGUCGGAUGACGCUUCCUUUUAUCGCGCUAUACUAGGUGCACAGGUGCUCAAGACAUUCAGUCGAGCCGAAACCACUUCUGGUAUGACAGCUACUUCCGUGUAUGAUUAUACGUCUGAUAAGCGUUUGAUUGGGCCGCCACUCCCUGUGAUGGAAAUCAAAUUAUCCGACCAUGAAGAAUACACGGCCGAGGAUCUACCGAAUCCUCGUGGUGAGAUUCAAGUGCGUGGUCAUAAUGUGUUUGCAGGCUACUGGAAUGAUGAUAAGGACACAUUAUUAGACGUAGUGCAUCCAGAUGGCUGGUUUAUCACAGACAUGAUUGGAGAAUUAUUACCCAACGGCAGCUUUCUAUUAUUAAAAUCUAAAUAA